UUUACACUGGGUUCUCCAGAGAAACGUGAAGCCAGCGAUAUAAUUCAACCCAGAACUGAGCCUGAGAACCCAGGAGGCUGAUAGAAAUCCCAGCCUGAGGCAGAGGAUGAAGUAAGAUGUCUAGCUCCAGCUGUGAGGUUCAGGUGCUUGAGCCUGGCCCCCAGCAGAAGGUGCUGCUUAGGGAUGUUGUGGACCCUCUGGGACAUGGGGCCCAGAUGGCAGAAGUGUUGACCUGGCCUAGAAGGUGACACAAGCUUUCUGAGCUCUCUCUGCUGCCUGUUCCAUCAAGAUGUCAGAGAUCCACCACAUACUCCAUCCACCAUGAACUCUACCAAGCCUUCCCCACCAUGGACUCCACCAUAUACUCCAUCAGCAUGGACUUCACCAUAUACUCCAUCAGCAUGGACUCCACCAUAUACUCCAUCAGCAUGGACUUCACCAUAUACUCCAUCACCAUGGGCUCCACCAUAUACUCCAUCACCAUGGAUGCCACCAUAUACUCCAUCAGCAUGGACUUCACCAUAUACUCCAUCAGCAUAGACUCCACCAUAUACUCCAUCAGCAUGGACUUCACCAUAUACUCCAUCACCAUGGGCUCCACCAUAUACUCCAUCACCAUGGAUGCCACCAUAUACUCCAUCAGCAUGGACUUCACCAUAUACUCCAUCAGCAUGGACUCCACCAUAUACUCCAUCAGCAUGGACUUCACCAUAUACUCCAUCACCAUGGGCUCCACCAUAUACUCCAUCACCAUGGAUGCCACCAUAUACUCCAUCAGCAUGGACUUCACCAUAUACUCCAUCACCAUAUACUCCAUCCACCAUAUACUCCAUCACCAUAUACUCCAUCACCAUAUACUCAAUCACCAUAUACUCCAUCACCAUGGACUCCACCAUAUACUCCAUCACCAUAUACUCCAUCCACCAUAUACUCCAUCACCAUAUACUCCAUCACCAUAUACUCAAUCACCAUAUACUCCAUCACCAUGGACUCCACCAUAUACUCCAUCACCAUGGACUCCACCAUGUAUUUUCCACCUUGGAUUCUACUAUGCCUUCCCCACCAUGAAUUCUGCCAUAUGCUCUGUCCACCAUGAACUCCACCUUGAAGUGGAGUCCCCACCAUGAAGGAUGAAACUGAGGAAGGAUGUCUCUAGAAUACUCCAAAGCUCUCUACCUCUGUCAGACAUUCUUCACAAGGACAAGAAAAGUGAUUCACAUGGAACAGUCAGUGCAGUGCUCCUGAUAAAGCGAAACUGAGUUUACCAUGAAGUGAAAGAUGGUCCCUCCCAGCCAGGCAGUGGUGGUGCACACCUUUAAUCCCA
Messenger RNA from Mesocricetus auratus (golden hamster), 1324 nucleotides. RefSeq lists its product as uncharacterized. Bases 348 to 1127 code for a protein of 259 amino acids. The transcript is spliced from 2 exons. The record is from RefSeq and is a predicted model, not a curated record. Lineage: Eukaryota; Metazoa; Chordata; Mammalia; Rodentia; Cricetidae.